Messenger RNA from Clunio marinus, 237 nucleotides. The record is from the annotation of a GenBank genome assembly. NCBI's taxonomy places the organism in Eukaryota, Metazoa, Arthropoda, Insecta, Diptera, Chironomidae.
AUGUCCCAAGUAACAUUAGCGAUGGUCUCUUAUGAACCAAACACAACCAACAACAAUAUUACAGACUUUAAUGCUUUUAUCAGAAAGCCCAUCGAGCAACAUAAUCGUAUUAAUAUUCAAAUGUCAAAUCCAUGCCCGGAAAAGGCAAAAGACGGGAUGAAAAUCACCCAAUCAUUUCUUCAAUGUUGGAAAACUCUAGGAAAAUAUUUUAAAGACGAUUUCACAAAUUCAAAUUAG